UGAUAAUUUCGAAAUUUGCUUUAGUGAAGAUACAAAAAUGGCGGUGACGAUUUCGACGAAUACUUUCGUAAAUGCAUCUUUUUUAGAUGAAAGUCGGAAUUUUUUCUGGAAACCAUUGUUCCCUCAGCCUUCCUAUAACUGCCGACGAGUCGUUCGUCUGAAUUCGAGGAAAUCGAAGACUAAGGUAAUGUUCUGCUUGAAUUUGAACACGAAGGAGGUUGGGAUGCAAACGUCGGGUGAUAAAGGUUUUGAAUUCAAACCCAGUUUUGAUCAGUACUUGCAAAUCAUGGAAUCGGUUAAAACAGCGAGGAAGAAGAAGAAAUUCGACAGAUUUAAAGUAGAGGAUGAUGAUGGUGGAGUUGGAAAUAGUGAUAGUGUUGAUUCGGAAGUGAAAGACGGUGUUUCCUCGAGGCGAUUAGGAUUGGAUAAAGAUGUGAAGAUUAAGAGUGGUGAGGCAAAAGAUGAAAGUUUCAGGAGGAGAUACACAAGGCAGGAGAUUGUAAGUGAUAAACGUAAUGUGAGAGGUGUCAAUAGGAGUGCAGAAAUUGGAAUUCAGAGAAUAAACAAAGAUGUGAAAUGGAGUAAGAGUGGUGAGUCUUCAGUGACUGUGCAAGAAGAUGAGAGCUUUAGGAGAAGCUACUCGAAGCAGGAGCAUCACCGUUCCUCUGAAACAUCGAGAGGUUCCAAAGUUGAUGAAUUGGAUCUUGUUGUUGAAGAAAGGAGAUUUCCGAGAAUAGCCAAAGAUGCAAGAUGGAGUAAGAGUGGUGAAUCUUUAGUGACUUUGUCAGAAGAUGAGAGUUUCAGGAGACGGAAUCCGAAGCAGGAGAUGGUGAGGUAUCAGCGUGUCUCUGAUACACCGAGAGGGAUUGAGAGAGGUUCCAAAGGAUAUGGAUUGGAUCUCCUUGCUGAAGAAAGGCGAAUUGAGAGAUUAGCUAACGAGAGGCAUGAGAUAAGAAGUAGCAAAUUGAGUGGAACCAGGAGAAUUGGUGCUAAGAGAAAUGAUGAUGAUGAUGAUAGCUUGUUUGCCAUGGAAACUCCUGCCUUUAGGUUUUCUGAUGAGUCCAGUGACAUAGUGGACAAGCCUGCUACUUCACGAGUCGAAAUGGAAGAUAGAAUCGAGAAGUUAGCAAAAGUGUUGAAUGGUGCAGACAUCAAUAUGCCUGAGUGGCAGUUUUCCAAGGCGAUCCGGAGUGCAAAAAUCAGAUACACAGAUUACACCGUAAUGAGACUGAUCCACUUUCUAGGGAAACUAGGAAACUGGAGACGAGUUCUUCAAGUCAUCGAGUGGCUUCAAAGGCAAGACCGUUACAAAUCGAACAAGCUAAGAAUCAUCUAUACAACUGCACUAAACGUUCUUGGUAAAUCAAGGAGGCCUGUGGAAGCCCUCAAUGUAUUCCACGCUAUGCUGUUACAAAUUUCAUCAUAUCCAGAUAUGGUAGCAUACCGUUCAAUUGCAGUCACACUUGGACAAGCUGGGCAUAUCAAGGAACUCUUCCAUGUGAUUGAUACAAUGCGAUCUCCACCUAAAAAGAAGUUCAAGCCAACAACACUUGAAAAAUGGGAUCCCCGGCUUGAACCAGAUGUUGUUGUUUAUAAUGCAGUGCUCAACGCAUGUGUUCAACGAAAGCAAUGGGAAGGAGCAUUCUGGGUAUUGCAACAGUUGAAGCAACGUGGGCAAAAACCUUCUCCUGUAACCUAUGGUCUUGUCAUGGAGGUGAUGUUAGCAUGUGAGAAGUACAAUUUAGUUCAUGAAUUCUUCAGGAAGAUGCAGAAAUCUUCUAUCCCUAAUGCUCUAGCAUAUAGAGUUCUUGUUAAUACUCUUUGGAAAGAAGGUAAAAGCGAUGAGGCCAUACAUACGGUUGAGGAUAUGGAAAGCCGUGGUAUUGUUGGAUCAGCUGCUCUUUACUACGACCUUGCUCGCUGUCUUUGUAGCGCAGGAAGGUGUAAUGAAGCUCUCAAUAUGCUUAAUAAGAUAUGUAGAGUUGCAAAUAAACCUCUCGUGGUGACUUACACUGGCCUGAUCCAAGCAUGCCUCGACUCGGGAAACAUCAAGAAUGCAGCUUACAUCUUCGAUCACAUGAAGAAGGUCUGCAGCCCGAACUUGGUCACUUGCAACAUAAUGAUAAAAGCUUAUUUACAAGGUGGGUUCUUUGAAGAAGCAAGGGAACUUUUCCAGAAGAUGUCCGAAGAUGGAAAUCAUAUAAAAAUCAGCUCGGAUUUCGAAUCAAGAGUAUUGCCAGACAUGUACACGUUUAACACGAUGCUAGACGUGUGUGCUGAACAAAAAAAGUGGGAUGAUUUUGGUUAUGCGUAUCGGGAGAUGUUGCAUCAUGGAUACCAUUUCAAUGCGAAACGGCAUCUCAGAAUGGUACUUGAAGCUAGCAGAGCAGGAAAGGAGGAAGUGAUGGAAGCGACAUGGGAACACAUGAGACGAAGUAAUAGAAUUCCGCCAUCGCCUCUAAUCAAAGAAAGAUUCUUCAGGAAACUCGAGAAAGGCGAUCAUAUUUCGGCUAUCUCGUCUCUUGCUGAUCUUGAUGGAAAAAUUGAGGAGACUGAGUUACGAGCAUUUUCGACUUCCGCAUGGUCCAGGGUCUUGUCCCAAUUCGAGCAAGAUUCAGUUUUGAGGUUAAUGGACGAUGUGAAGAGACGCGUGGGUUCAAGAAAUGAGUCUUCGGAUUCGGUUUUGGGGAAUCUAUUGAGUUCUUGUAAAGAGUUUCUCAAGAACAGAACACAAGGCGUUGUAAGUUAAGUAUUGCGAAUCUAAAGUUAAAAAGCAAAGGCUGUAAUGUUCUGAUUCCUUAUAAAUAGAAAAUAAUUAGAAGAAGGGUAAUAUAA
Molecule: messenger RNA, 2835 nt
Organism: Arabidopsis lyrata subsp. lyrata
Lineage: Eukaryota; Viridiplantae; Streptophyta; Magnoliopsida; Brassicales; Brassicaceae
Product: pentatricopeptide repeat-containing protein At1g30610, chloroplastic
Exons: 9
Coding region: 38-2749 (903 amino acids)
Biological process (GO): chloroplast organization
Cellular component (GO): chloroplast
Molecular function (GO): protein binding
Source: RefSeq, a predicted model, not a curated record